AUGCGGUGGGCCAUUUUGCUGUUGGUUGUAAUUGUUGUUGCCGUUAUACCUAUUGCCCAUUUUAUUAGCAUUGUUGUUAUUAUUGGAAUUGCUUGCAAAAUAGAAAAAAGACCUAUACCCACCAGCUCUAGGGCUAUACUGAGUUGUACCGUAUGGACCAGUUGGAAUCUCAGUGUACUGUGGCCUACCACUAAACCCUCUUCUGUUUCUGCCAUACGCACCCUUAUUCACCAAAACGGACUCAAGAUGAACUGGUUUAGAUGGAAUGUAGCCAAAGACUUAUUCUUACUAGGGGAAGGUUCGAAAACAAAUUUGCAGACAGUUCAGGCAUGGACGGGGCAUGGCAAUUUGCCAUUAAGAGUGAAACCCGAGGGCGGCAGACCCUCUAACUGUAUACAAAAUUUGUCUAGUAGCAGUAGUAGUAGUAGUAGAAGAAGAAAGAAAUUAAACAUUAGAUUAUUAUUUAGAGAUAGAGUUAGAAUUUAA
Molecule: messenger RNA, 486 nt
Organism: Huiozyma naganishii CBS 8797
Lineage: Eukaryota; Fungi; Ascomycota; Saccharomycetes; Saccharomycetales; Saccharomycetaceae
Exons: 1
Coding region: 1-486 (161 amino acids)
Source: RefSeq, a predicted model, not a curated record